AUGUUUGAGCUACUAAAACCCGCUGCUGGUGAAGCUGGAGUUGCUCGAUUGGGGCGUCUAGCUUUUGCUGGUGGACGUAGAACGAUGCGGACGCCAAACUAUAUCGCUGUUGCGUCACGAGGAGUCGUUCCUCACCUCACACCGGACAAUGUCACAAAGCACACGACCUUUGAUGCAUCUUACCUAGCGAUAGAAGAUUUUCUUGAGAAAUCACAACCCCCUGUGCUGCAACUACCAUCCGAGAAACCGAGAAAUCUCCAAAGCUUCACAGCGUUCCCAUCAGACCGAGCCUUGGUCCUCGGCCCAAGACGGUUCCCUGCUGUGGUGACACCCGUUGGAAAUACUGAUCAUCACGUCAGCAUCUUUACCUCUACUGGUUUCCGGAAACUCACAAUCCCCGAAUUUGCCAAGACUAUUGAGCUCACUCAACCAGAUAUCGCCAUCCCUCCAGCUGACUUGUUCCAUUCAAGCAACACCCCUUCAUCUAAACGACAGAUUCGUAUGGUUGAGAGGACAGAAGAAUGGGUAGGCAAAUUCUUCCAUAUUCUUGACCCCAAGGGCCGUCUCAAAGACAUGGGAGUCUCUGUCUUUGCUCCUGUACUUCCUGUUGAGUACCCUAUACAAUGGGACUACCUGCGAUAUCUUGCAGAAGACGUUCGAGACUCCCUAUCCGGUCUCGCUGUGUAUGAUGUCAACCUUGUGCCUGAACUGGUCAAUUACCCCUCCCUCGGAGAUCUACCACGACUGUCCUUUGGCCCUGCCAGAAGCCCCCAAGAUCUGUUGCGUCAGGUUGCUCUCGGCAUCGACGUAUGCACGGUACCCUUCACCAACACCGCAUCCGAUGCAGGCAUCGCCCUAUCAUUCACAUUCGCGCCCCCUGAGUCAUCCGAUCUGCAACCGCUGGGUAUUGACAUGUGGUCCGAGGAGCACACGACAUCCCUGCAGCCUCUAGUGGAUGGCUGCCAAUGCUACACUUGCACCAAGCACCACCGAGCGUUCAUCAAGCACUUGUUGAAUGCCAAGGAGAUGCUGGGUUGGAGCCUUCUUCAAAUUCACAAUCACGCCGUUCUUAGUGCGUUCUUCGCUGGUAUUAGGGUAGCCCUUAGCGAGAGCACCGAGAAGUUUGAGGAGCUUUACAAGAAGUUCUUGGCUGUAUAUGAGCCAGAGAUCCCCAUCGGAACUGGAGAGAGGCCACGGGCCAGGGGUUACCAUUUCAAGAGCAUCGCCGGCCAGACUAAGAUUAACGAACCUAGCUGGCAGUCAUAUGAUUCGGUCAAUGUCAGUCCCCACCCUGAGGCCAUUGCCGAACCUCUUGCAGCUGUAGAGGGUACAUUGCCAAUUGAUGGGGUUGCACCGGAGCUCUGA
This is a messenger RNA of Fusarium poae, 1365 nucleotides long. RefSeq lists its product as uncharacterized. The transcript has 2 exons. The record is from RefSeq and is a predicted model, not a curated record. Gene Ontology annotation, molecular function: tRNA-guanosine(34) queuine transglycosylase activity. Bases 1 to 1365 code for a protein of 454 amino acids. NCBI's taxonomy places the organism in Eukaryota, Fungi, Ascomycota, Sordariomycetes, Hypocreales, Nectriaceae.